Messenger RNA from Spinacia oleracea (spinach), 968 nucleotides. Its product is annotated as PRA1 family protein E. The record is from RefSeq and is a predicted model, not a curated record. Lineage: Eukaryota; Viridiplantae; Streptophyta; Magnoliopsida; Caryophyllales; Amaranthaceae. Gene Ontology annotation, biological process: vesicle-mediated transport. Bases 81 to 713 code for a protein of 210 amino acids. The transcript has a single exon. Gene Ontology annotation, cellular component: Golgi apparatus; endoplasmic reticulum.
UUCCCCUUAUUUUUCACCAACUCACAAGUCACACCCCCGAUUUCCCCCUUUUUCUCUCUCCUCUAAAAUCGUCAACACCAAUGUCGACCAAACCCUUACCCACCUCCACCAACCCAAACUACGGCACAAUUCCCACCACCACCACCUCUACCUCCAUUUCCUCCAUCGACACAUUCAUCACACGAACCACCAACCAAACCCGAACCCUAAUCUCCCACCGCCGUCCAUGGCGGGAAUUCCUUUCCUUCUCUUCCUUCUCUCCCCCAACCUCUUACUCCACCGCCAUGUCCCGCCUCCGCCGCAACCUCAACUACUUCCGCUUCAAUUACUCCCUAAUCGUCCUCACCAUCCUCUUCCUCAGUCUUCUAUGGCACCCAAUAUCCAUGAUCGUCUACUUAGCGGUUUUCGUCCUCUGGCUAUUCCUCUACCUUUCCAGGGACGACCCAAUCGUCGUGUUCGGCCGUUCAAUUGACGAUCGAUUAGUUCUUCUUGGUCUAUCACUUGUUACUAUUUUAGCAUUGGUUUUCACUCAUGUUGGGCUGAAUGUGUUGAUUUCGUUAAUUGUUGGUGUUUCUGUUGUCGGAUUACACGCCGGUUUUCGAAUCGUUGACGACUUGUUCUUAGAUGAGGAGGAUGUUGCUGAUGGUGGGUUGUCUGGGUUUAUCCCCAGCUCUGAAGGUCAGCCAUUGAGGCCUACUUAUGCCAUAGUUUGAUUUUGUGGGUUUCUGAGAAUUGUAAAUUUGACACGUCUAUAAACUAGGGGUGAUAUGAGCCGAACUCGAGCUUGCUUGGAAUGCUCGGCUCGGGUUGUGACAAUUACAUUCGGGCUCGGGUCAACUCUCAAGCUUUACGUUUAGUUGCUUUUAAGUUGUAUUGUGAUGAUUGAAAGGAAAUGGCAAAGCUUUUUCAUUUAGUUGUACACUGUAGAACUUUCUGUAGAAUUUAAUUUGAGCUAUUAGUUUGAUUAA